AUGGAUACCUGGGUCUUGUGGUUCUUGCUCUUGCAAAGUGUAGUCCAGUACCCACAGCGUGUGGGGGAUGGCUUGGACGAGGUGACACAUCUGAGAAUGGAGGCGAGUGCCAAGCUGCAGGAAGAGGAGAAGAUUCGUCUGGAGCUGGAGGUGGAACAGCUGGCCCUGAAGCAGGAUGUCUGGGCCUGGGGAGACCUGCUCUGCUCUGCCUUGCAGCUCUGGCAGCUCUGGGCUGGUGCUGGGCUCCUGCUGCUUCUCUUGGCCCUGUGUUAUGGGUGCAGGAAAAGGAGCUCAAGGAGAGCGGAGCAUCAAGAAGCAAAUGAUGGUGCAAAUGGAGAGAUCAGAAAUGUGGAUGCAAAUGAAGAAGGUGCUGUAAAUGAAGAAGUUGAUGUUGGAAAUGAAGGAGAAGAAGGUGAAGACAACGGUGUGAAUGGGGAGGAAAACAACAAUGACGCUGGCAAUGCCCAGGAAGUUGACAACGUUGCAGCAAACGAAGAAGGUGAUGUUGGCAACGAGGUUGGCAAUGAGGUUGCAAUUGCAGCAAACAACAAUGAUGUUGGAAAUGAAGUUAACUUCCAUGAUCACGCUGAUAACAUUGGAAGAAUUGUAAUACAGCGCAUCCAGUGGCCUGUGCAGGACCUGCAGAGAGGGUGUGACUGGACAAAUCUCCUCAUGGAAAAUUAUGCAUUUUACUUUCAACGUGUCUUGUCCGACAGCUUCUAUCCAGUCCUGAAACGAGCCAUUGGGGUGGGCAGUGCCUUUGAAGGUUGGAGUCCCCGUGAGCAGGACGUUGUGUACCAGGUGCUGGUACCCAUGACUCCUCCUCGAGGGCACAGCUUCCACCUGGAGCUGGAGAGUGCAGGGCAGAUGCACGUCAGGAACUUCCGCAUCCGCGUGCAGCAGGAGUGCACCUGCGGCACAGGGCGGCGGGGUAAGAACAGGCUGUGCUUCCUGCACCACCCCAAGGAGGAGCUGAGGAGCAAGCAGGAUCCCAGCCUUGUUGACACGCUGUGCACCGACUCCUACCUGGACGUGCACAAAACUGCCCGCUGGUUCUACCAGCUGGUGAGAGCAAUCUGGCCAGCUUUGCCUCAGUCCCACAACUGGCACUUAAUGCCGCUGCCCUCCAGACGCUCCUGCCAAUUCAAGGUGACCAAAGGCACAGAAAGCUUCCACAUUGAGAUCCUCUUUGGGGUGCGGCAAGGCGACUCAGACGUCUUUGUAAGCAGCCAGCCUAGGGAAGCCUACACGUCAAGGACAGUCUGGCCGGAGACCUACGCCGUGGCAGAGAUGAAGUUCUUCAAGUACAUUGCCAGGCGGGCCCCUCGUGACAGCUUGCACCUCAAAUGCCUGCAGUUCUUCAUCCGCCUGCAGCUGGGCUUAGGCUUUUCCACCUAUGCCACCAAGACCAUUUUCAUGCACCUCCUGAGCAUCAUACCUGCGCAUGAGUGGCGCAGGAGACAUUUUGUGAGGCGGCUGCUGGACAUCAGCGAGAGCCUGCGCACAUGUGUGCAAGCGAGAUGCCUCAGUCACUUCAUUGUGGGCAACCGGAGGCUUCCUUUGGAGAUCCGUUUGCCCCCAGAUGUCCUCAUGGCCAGCCCAUGCAAUCUCUUCCAUGACCUGGAGAUGGAUCCCGUUGCCCACUCCCAGGCCAUGAGUCAGUACGUGGAUCUGCACCGGUGGCUCAAACGGAUCCUUAACAAUGAGCAGUGA
Messenger RNA from Sturnus vulgaris (Common starling), 1713 nucleotides. RefSeq names its product inositol 1,4,5-trisphosphate receptor-interacting protein-like 1. Gene Ontology annotation, cellular component: membrane. NCBI's taxonomy places the organism in Eukaryota, Metazoa, Chordata, Aves, Passeriformes, Sturnidae. The record is from RefSeq and is a predicted model, not a curated record.